AUGGCCACCCGUUACAGCAGUGAUGUGCAGAAGAGCAUCUCUGAACGCACAACCCGUCGAACCUCGGAGUGGAUGGGCUCCAGCAACAGGCGAUCUCGAACACGGAGGAGCUCAGCGGGCCAGGCAGCAUCUGUGGGAAAGAGUACAGGCGACGUUUCGGGGCGAGACGUCCGACUGCUGUCUUUUGCUCCGUUUGCUGAGAAUGUUUGCAUUCGGACUGCAGCAGCCGCUGCAACCCUGCGGGUACAUCAGAACAGUUUGAAGGGAAGAGUGGACCAUUCUGUGCUCCUCCCCGCCUCUUACACAAUCUCGGACCCGCAGGGUUAUCUGCGGAUCAAAUGGAGCAGGGCCGGGAAAAGAAUUGUGGAAUACAGAUGCAUAUCAGAGCAAAAUAGCAACGCCAAUGAAUGCAACCAAGUCCUGUCUUACUCAGAUCUCUAUCAACACCGGGUUGUUCUUUUCCCGGAGAACGCCUCGCUGCUGCUGAAACAUUUGCAAAUUAACGACAGUGGCCUUUAUCAAUUAUCUGUUAGCCAGGCGAGAGGAAUCCAAAGAGGAAGGUUUAACUUAACUGUCCAGGCUGACAACACAAAUGAAACUGACCACGAGGAAAUAACGGAUACAGACAAGAAGAAAACGUCAGGAUUCAAUGACAACAUUCGAUAUGUUACUCUUACUCUUAUUUUGUUUUUCUUCUGUUUUACCAUGAAGAUGCAUAGAGAUUCUAAACGAGCUCAAAAGCGAUCAAAAAAAGGAAAUGCUUCUCAGAAUGGUCAGAAGAAUCCAACGACAAGCAACCCCACGGUAAUAUACUCUGAUGUGAACUCAUCAGACUAUGUAGGAAUUACUGGAAAGGCAGAUGAGUGGUGAUACAACAGAAGAAGGCCAUUUUCAGAAACUGAGUAAUUAUUCAUAAAAUAAUGUCAACCUUGUUUGUAUGAAUUGUUUUUAUUUGUUCAAACAAAACGUGUAGAUGUGUUACCUACACACAUUAAGGAAUAAUUGGCCAAUGGACAAGAAAUUAUCUCCUGGUGCUUGUGCUCUGAAGAAUGAAAUUUCUUGAUCAGAUUAAGGAAAGCGCAUUUGAGAGAAUUUGUUUCAAGUCUUCAAUACAUAUUGUCAACAUAUACGUUUGAAAAGGUGUUGCAUUCUCAUCACUGAAACAAAUAUUUUCUGCCCCUGUGAGUCUCUCUCUACAUCUGAGUCUACCUGAACUGAAGCCAAUAGUAACCGGAGGGUGAAACUUAAUUUGACACUAAUUCAUGCCAAGAGAUUCAUCUUCUACAUUUUCCUAGUGUUUGGUCUGACAUUACAGUAGUCAAUUUCCACUGAGUACACAACAACUUGAUUAUCGUCUAUAUUGUAAUUUUUCUUGUUUAAUUUUCUUUUAACUAUGUUUGUAUAAUCACCCAUUUGUCUAUAAAUGCUCAGUGGAUUAUCAGUACUUUUUAUAGUUUCUUUUUAUAGUUUCUUUUUAUAGUUUUCAGCAGAUCCCAUAUACAGCCCUGUCCUUCGGUCGAGGCUGAUUCCUUGCAUCGGCAACCACACUGAUCCUCUCUCCACACCACUCAACCCCAUACUCACCUAGAUACUGUGCAACUAUCAGACAUUAUGAGAUUGCCACACUUUUGCAACCUUGCAGUUUGAAAACUGGUAAAAUGUUCCCUAUGCUACAACCACAACUACACAUUCUAAAGUAUGUCAGCUUCUGUGAAGCACGUUGGGGUAUCCUGAGUUCAUAUAAAGUAAACACAAGCCCUUCUUUCCUUUGGUUUUAUACUUGUGUGCAGUUGUAUGCCACGGGACUUGUGCCACUGGGUGCAGGUGCACCAAGCUUUAUUAAAGUUCAAAGUAAAAUUUGUUAUCAGAGUACA
Messenger RNA from Hypanus sabinus (Atlantic stingray), 1874 nucleotides. RefSeq lists its product as uncharacterized. The transcript has 5 exons. Bases 1 to 870 code for a protein of 289 amino acids. The record is from RefSeq and is a predicted model, not a curated record. Lineage: Eukaryota; Metazoa; Chordata; Chondrichthyes; Myliobatiformes; Dasyatidae.